AUGCAAACGAAGAACAUGAUUGAUCCAUCGCUGGAGAAUGUUUCCAGAGUUUUAGAAUUUACACUCUCUGGUCUGAAUGAAACAAUGGAAAACCGAUAUGUGUUAUUUUCACUGACAGCACUGUUUUAUCCCCUAAUGGUGUUGUGUAAUAUAACUGUAAUUUACACUGUAAUCUCACAUAAGACACUUCAUGAGCCAAUGUAUAUGUUUAUAUGUAACUUGUGUAUAAAUGCACUUUAUGGCACUGCUGGAUUCUACCCUAAAUUCAUGUAUGAUUUAUUAUCCCAGUACCAUGUGAUUUCUUAUGCUGAAUGUUUGAUUCAGAUAUUUGUUAUUUAUUCAUCUGCUCUGUGUGACUUUUCAACAUUAACAGUGAUGGCAUAUGACAGGUUUGUGGCAAUAUGUAGACCACUGGAAUAUCACUCAAAAAUGAGUAAUAAGAGGGUUCUUGAAUGUAUUCUUUUCUGCUGGCUGGCUCCAUUUUUUUGCAUGUCUGUUCUAAUAGCAUUAACAUCAAGUCUCACCUUAUGUGGCUCUAGUAUUGAAAAGUUAUAUUGUGAGAUUUGGGCGGUUGCUAAACUUUCUUGUUUUUCUACAACAGUAAAUAAUGUGUUUGGGUACACUGUUAUUCUUACAUACUUUGGACAUGCAGUAUUAAUAUUUUGCUCAUAUAUUCACUUGAUUCAAAAGUGCAGGAGCUCAAUAGAGGGAAGGCACAAAUUCAUACAGACUUGUGUACCUCAUCUGCUUUCAUUGCUCAAUGUAACUGUUGCAUUGCUGUUUGAUGUAUUGUACAGCCGUUAUGGUUCUCGAAAUUUGCCACAAGGUGUGCGUAAUUUUAUGGCAUUGGAAUUCCUACUCAUACCCCCCAUUUUAAACCCCCUUAUUUAUGGACUAAAUCUGACAAAAAUACGCAAGCAAGUUAUGAGAAUGUUUUUCAAGAAACAAGUAGGAAUAUCUGAUUAA
This is a messenger RNA of Myxocyprinus asiaticus (Chinese sucker), 966 nucleotides long. Its product is annotated as olfactory receptor 6N1-like. Gene Ontology annotation, molecular function: G protein-coupled receptor activity; olfactory receptor activity. Gene Ontology annotation, biological process: G protein-coupled receptor signaling pathway. The record is from RefSeq and is a predicted model, not a curated record. Lineage: Eukaryota; Metazoa; Chordata; Actinopteri; Cypriniformes; Catostomidae. Bases 1 to 966 code for a protein of 321 amino acids. The transcript has 2 exons. Gene Ontology annotation, cellular component: membrane.